AUGUCUUUGAUUAGUGCUGAUAUCAAAAUGUUGCCUGUCAACUUGAAAGUUAUCGAGGAUGACACGGCGAACGACUCGCGCGAUCUGUUGUCAGAGGUAUUGGAGAAGAACAGCGACUUUCGACGUUUCACGCAGCGCAUGAAGGGAAUGGCGCGAGUUUUUGCUAUCAAGUCGAAAAAGGACUCUACCGUUCGCCUAGUGUCCCCAUCACGUGAUGAUGACGAGCAAAACGAAGAAUUGGAUAGAGAGUGGCUUGAGUGCUGCUUGAGGGAGUAUUUGGAGAGAAAGAGACUCUUUGGCAAUAGAUUUAAGAGCCGCAAGCAACUUGUUCUCCGAAUAGUGACUCUCCUCGUACCGUUUCUUGCGGUGUUAUGGUCCAUUUGGCCUCUCUGGCGCGUUUUGAUCGAUGUGGAAACAGACGCGUACUACAAGGCGUUGGGAGUCCCUUCCACUGCGACGUCAAGCGAGAUCACGAGGGCAUACCGUAACAUGAUGAAAAAGUGGCACCCGGAUCACAACCCUAAUUGCGGGCAGUAUUGUCGCGACGAAACCGAACGCAUAAAGGAUGCCUACAACAUGCUACUUUCGCGCGGCGACCAUCAAUUUACGCUUGCAAACCAAUAUCACGAAGGGUUGAUGACUUUGCGAUCAGCGCUUUCAUUCCGUGGAUUUCAAAUAUCAAGCAGGGCGGCUAUGGGCGUUUUUAUGGCUCUCUCUCGUAUGUUUCCCACGAAAGCAAAGAACAGCAGUACACUGCGACUGGGCUGCAACAUGUUGAUUCUGCUUUUCUGCACUGUUCACGAGACGCUAUACGUGAGCGGGUUCAAUAUCGCCACCAUCAUCAGUCUCUUUUACUACUGUAUAUCCAUGGCGAAGACCUCUGCGCAGCAGCGUUCGAUGGAAGAGGUGACGGGGAACUCUUAUUUUGAUGUUCUCCGCGAUGCGACGGUACUGCUGGGGUGCGCUGGAGUUGCAAGCAUGGCACUGUUCCUCACCGAGCACCCCACAGUGUCAACGGAGGAGAUUUUUCGCAUGUUGUACGGCGGUGUGUACGUGAUGUCGUUUCUGUACAAGUUCGCGCCCAACAUUUACGAUAAUUUCCUCAUGCGCAAGUAUUCACUCCCGCUCACAUACUUGGAUAUGGGGAGCGUUAGGUUUACCUGGACGAAUUUUGCGUUGAGUGAACUGAGUUUCGCGGUGGACGACCUGUUUGUUUUUACGUGCAGAAUUCCUGGCCCGUACCGUGUGCUAGUGUACAUUGCUCAUUUCGUGUGUCUUUGUCAGCUUUUUCUGCUUCCGUGGGACGCACCCAUCACAUCGGUGAAGAAGAGCGCAAAAACGAGCGCUCCUCGCGCCAAAGAAGCCGGACCAACUGCCCUUGCUGCGAGCAAAAGCGCAAUGGAUUCUGUCGCUGAGCAAGCUGACAACACCGAAAACGUAAUUAACCCGACGAUUUGCGAGUCUCCGCUAACGAAAGAGGAAGAGGGAGUUGUGACCGACCUCGAUAGCGAAGAAGUCACCUGGCUGGACAUUGCGUCUCUCAAGUACAAAACCCUCGUCAUGACGUUAGGCCGAAAAUACAGUCGACAGCGCGGACAAAACGCGGAUGCAGUUGAUAUUGCUGCAAGUGCUGAUCUGCAGCACGUGUGUAUAUUUGCCUUUGGCCGUGCCUCCGGCGCAGGUGCAGGAGCGACCCAACCGAAAAUAAACGUGUUGUGCCAGGUACGUGAUCCAGACGUCAGCCGUCUCAUCGCACAGGACCGAGGGCCGCGGGUGUUGACACCGCCGCGAUCAAACACUCCGUGGAACCUGGACAUGGCGCGGGCCGAAUACAGGAAGAUGUUAGGUGUGUCAGCUCCGCUCACAAACUCGCAAAUAUGGCGCAAACGAACGGCGAAGAAAGCGUUGCAGGCUUGGCAGGCGGUGCUUGUGAUGGCACUUGUUUGUUGUGUGACGGGUGUCAUUUGCGUACUGCUUGGGCCGACUGCUUUCGAUGUUGUCCGCAGCACAAAGGGGGUUGACAGCUCUUUGCGCCCACAGCUCUUUAGCCGCUUCUCAGGAGUACUUCCCGCAGAACACUUCACCAAUGCGUUGUCGGGCGGCCUCCUCACAGCGGCGAACUUAACGCUUUGCGUGCUGGACUGGUGGGAUGCCGGCGCCACGCUGGGAUUCAUUCGUUAG
Molecule: messenger RNA, 2181 nt
Organism: Leptomonas pyrrhocoris
Lineage: Eukaryota; Euglenozoa; Kinetoplastea; Trypanosomatida; Trypanosomatidae
Exons: 1
Coding region: 1-2181 (726 amino acids)
Source: RefSeq, a predicted model, not a curated record